AUGGCUUCGGUUGUACUUCCUUUGUGUCUUGUUGCCCUUGCAAACGUGGUUCUGGGCCAGGACUCGACGCCAUCGCCGGCAUCAGCGGCGCCGAGUAUUUUGACAGCGUCUGGCUCUUCGUAUGCAACACACAUUGUGACUGUGGGAAAGGCGCUGAACCAAUUUGACCCUGACUCAUUAAUAGCCAAUGUGGGAGACGUGAUUCAAUUCGAAUUCUUCCCACCAAACCACUCCGUUGGUCGCGCGGAGUACCAACAGCCCUGCAUACCGUAUGAAGAUACCGGGGAGAACAAAGUCGGAUUUUGGUCGGGAUUUUUCCCGCUUGAUAAGAUCCUUCCUAACCCGCCAACAUGGAAUCUGACCAUCAACGACACUGAGCCCAUCUUUCUUUAUUGCGCAGCUCCUGGUUCAUGCAUCAACUAUCAGAUGGUUGGGGUUAUCAAUCCUAACGACUCAGUAUCGCUGGCCACGCAAAAGCAAGAUGCGGCUAAUGCGCAGUACAUGCUAGCACCUGGAGAACCUUUCCCGUCAGAAGCGGGGGUGCCCUCGGGUGAUGUCAACCCGGAAAUCAAUGCGAAUGGUUCGACCUCUCAGCCGGCAUCUACGCAGGCAACGUCUUCUACCGCUUAUGCCUCGCACACGCCCGAGGCGUCUUCUCACAAAUUAUCGACUGGCGCCAUUGUGGGUAUUGUAAUUGGGGGGAUCGCAGUCGCGGUCCUAAUCGGAGCCCUAUUCUUCCUUCUUGGACGCCAAAAGACCAUGCUCCAAUUCAUGAGGCGGAAUCAGUACCAGGCACCCGGGGCACAGAAUCCGCCAGGAGACCAGCCUGACAUCAGAUCGCCGCCGCCCCAGAUGACUUCGUUUCCAAUUGCUCCAGCAACACCAUAUUCGGGAACGCCCAACUACCACGAACCUGCUUAUGACACCCCUCCAUACACAAGGCACGCAGCACAAGAUCCACUGGCCACUCCACAGCCUCCAGUGGCCGAGCUGCCCUCGCCUGCGGAGAAGCACAUGCAAGAGUAUAUCAGCUCCAAGCCUCUGGAGAUGGAACAACAUUCACAGGAGCCUUACCAGGACAGCAGAGCGCCAACGCCGCAACCGCAGGCACAGCCACUGAACUUCUGGGGAGGGUCGAGGUCAACGAAGACACAAACAUCUGAAUUGUCAGCCGAGUCGCCAAGUGUAGGGAGGAGCCCAAACAUGUCCCCAAGCAGCACACAAACAUGCGAGAUUGUGCUGCAUCAAAACCAACCCGGUUGCGAUAUUGUUGAACAAGUUGCUGUCGCCCUUCGCGCCCAAACGGGCGUCACAGGAGGAAUGGCCUGCUCACCGCCUUCUUCGCCCUCUCCGGCACGCCCAAUGAGCGGAGUCUUCCAGGCAGCCCGGAGCCAGAGCCGGAUGAGUUACAGCAGCAAACAGGGUGGAGGCAGCAGAAAUUCAGACGAGGAGGGGAGACCAGCCGUCUCGGUCAAAGUCGCUGUACGAAUCCGUCCACCGCUGCGACCGAAUGAUCCAGGCUUCGAACUCAUCCCUCAGCGCUUCCAGAGAUCCAUGGUUCACGACACCUCACCAAGCAGCCUAGCCAUCGAGUCACCACAUGGGCAAAAACUCUUCCUGUUCGAUAGGGUAUUCGGAGAGGAUGUCUAUCAAGAGGGCGUUUGGCAAUACGUGAAUGAAAGCGUCGAUGCCUUCGUGCAGGGUUACAACGUGUCUGUCCUUGCCUACGGACAGUCCGGUUCCGGAAAGUCAUACACGAUGGGGACAUCUGGCCCUGCUGAGCAGAGUGAUCCUCGACUCAUGGGUGUGAUUCCCCGAGCCGCCAGCGCGCUGUUCGAAAAGCUUGCAGGGCCACCAACACUGCGAAGAAGCGGAUCUUCUGGUCUUCGCACACCUACCCGCUAUUCAAUGCACUCGACCGUGGGGCUAGCAGCAAUGGCAAAGGCUCAGGCACAGGCAAGCGAAGAUAAGAACUGGCAGAUGAAAGCUACAUAUGUUGAGAUAUACAACGAGCAAUUGCGAGACCUGCUAGUACCAGAAUCCGUACCUCUGGCCGCACGGACGACUGUGGCUAUCCGGGAGGACGUAAAAGGUCGCAUUCUCCUGACCGGGCUCCGUCAGGUCAACAUAAAGUCCAUCGAAGAUCUCCUGGCAGCUCUAAAUCUGGGAUCUUCGAUUCGGCAGACGGACUCGACCGCUCUCAACGCCAAAUCAUCUCGCUCCCAUGCAGUGUUUAGCAUUAAUCUUGUUCAGCGAAAGAACAAGGCGCACACCCCCAAAAAAGACAAGAGGCUCUCCAUGCCAGUAGAAGCCAUGACAGGGGCGGAAGACUGGGUUACGAUUGACAGCAAGCUACAUUUCGUCGAUCUGGCCGGGAGUGAAAGAUUGAAGAACACCGGUGCUUCAGGAGACCGUGCAAGAGAAGGGAUUUCCAUUAACGCAGGUCUUGCAAGUUUGGGAAAAGUGAUUUCUCAGCUUUCAACCCGACACUCUGGCACCCAUAUAUCAUACCGCGACUCCAAGCUUACCCGAGUACUGCAGGAUUCUCUUGGUGGUAACGCAAUUACAUACUUGAUCGCCUGCGUGACACCAGCGGAAUUCCACUUGAGCGAAACCUUAAACACCGUGCACUACGCACAACGGGCCAGGAACAUCCAGAGCAAACCCCAGAUUCAGCAAACCUCGGACGAGAGCGAAAAACAAGCUGUUAUUGACCGUCUCAGAGCAGAAGUCUCAUUCCUUCGUGAUCAAAUCAGUCAUUCUGACCGUCGGAUGAGUGCGCCUCAUGAGCGAGUCGAGCGGCAGAACGAGAGGGAGUUAGAGCUCGAGAGCCAUCUUCUCGAUGUCCAGGAGAAUUACACUGCCCUCAGCCAUCGACAUGCGAAGCUCAUCUCGGAGAUCACCAAAGCAAGGGACAACGAAUCUGGAGAGACGCCGACGCUCACAGAAGCAAUUGGAGACUCCGCAGUCGAGAGACUGAAGCGCUCAAAUUCAUUCGCAGAAGCAGUGGAGCAAGUUGUACUUGAAUAUGAGAAGACUAUCCAAAGCUUGGAGACGUCGCUUUCGAACACCAGAUCUUCCUUGGCCACCACGGAGAGUACCUUGCUCGAGAAAGAAAACAAGUGCGCCUAUGUUGAAAGUGUGAACCAGCAAAUUCAGACUCGACUGCACAAGCUAAUGGAGCGGGAUGCUAACAAUGAGCAAUACCUGCACAACCUAGAGGCUAAGCUCGACGGUCAAAGCUCCGGUGACGAAAAGUCUGCAGCACUUGUGAUGGAAUUGCGUAAAGAAAUUGCCCGGAUCCGUGAAAACGAGUCUCAAUGUGAGGAUUACAUAGCUACCUUGGAGGAGCGGCUCGCCGAGGCGGACCAAGACAUGGAGCUCAAGCAGCGUGAGUUGGAUCGACUUGAACAUGUCAUUGAACGCCAAAGGAGCCUUGGGAAGCUAGAUAACCUGCUGUACGAGUUUGAUCAUCUUCACACUAACGGUAACUCGAAUGAAAAUCAGGCUCCAAGCAAACCUCUGACCAACGGCGUGGCAAAGUCAGCCGCAAUGUCCACUCUUCAAGAAGCGGCAAACAUCGCAAUCCCAGAAUCAGACGAGGAGGAGGAGACUGGGUUCUCACUGGGGAAGCAAAGCUCGCAGCUACCAAAUGGAUUUCAGGCAACCCGGACCGUUAGCACGGCAAGAGCCAGUCCCGCUUCUCAUUUAGAUACGGAGCAACAAGGUCUUGCGCAAGCCAGGUCCAACGUCGUAGCAGACAAGCUCCAAGAUGUCACCCAAGAGCUCUUCGAUCUUCGGAUUCAGCAUGAGUCAACCGUGAGCGACUUCGAGAUGAUAUCUGCAAAGUACGAUGAAGCAUUACGUACACUCGCAGAAAUGCAAGAUGCCGUCGAUGAAGCUCGUCACCCGGCUGCAGCAGAAUCAGUCGCAUCCCCAAUAUCUACACGACCAACGUCUUUUUUAGGAGACGCGAGGGUGAAUGGGCUAAAAGAUGGGGGACAACUACCAUCCUCGCGAUCUCUGUCAUCGGAAUUGUCCUUAGCUGGGGAUUCAAGCACUUCCGUGGAGCCGUCAGCGGACGGCAGUCCCCUCAGGAAGAUUACUCCUGGGGGUUGGAGCCGAAUCUCACCUCGUGAAGAGUCUUUGAUGCAAGAAGUGGACGAAUUGAAGAGGGCCCACAUUGAGAAAGAUGAAGGCUUAAAAACCUUGCACGGCAGAUACUCCGAAUUGCAAGAGCUACAUGUCGAAACGCUGGACGUCGUUGAAGAACUCAAGGCAGAAGUUCAGAAAGCAAAGAUGAACAACCCACAAUCGCCGACCUCGUCUGUGAUUAGGCGAAAAUCCAGCCAAAACGUCAUGACGAUAGACCGUGCUCACCGUUCGUUCGCAUCGCUCAGAAACAUCGCCGCUGACAAUCUUGACGACAAGCCUGAUACGAUGCAGAGCUUUGAGAUCAAUCUUAAUACAGCAAUGCAUGAGCUCCAUCAACGGUCAGAACGGGUACAGCUUCUCGAAGCCGAGCUAGCAACUCUGAAAAGGGAAAUGGAUGCAAAGGCGACAAUGAUAUCUGGCCUCACACGAGAGCGCACUAGCAUGAAGACAUCGUCACCCAUCGACAUGUCCGUGGUAUCUACCUUACACGAACAGUUGUUGCAGAACGAUACUCAGAUGAGGAUGCUGCAGGAAAGACAUUCGAAUCGAGAGCAGGAGUUGGUCGGCGAAAUCGAGUCACUAACGAGGUCCUUGGAACACGCCGAAUCGGCCAAAUCAGCUAUGCCAGGAUAUUUCCCCGAGACUCCAGCUACGACUAUCGAGUCGAAUGACAAGCAGCUUGGCCACAACAUGCAGCCAACGCAAGACGUCGCGAGACUGCAGGACGAGGUCUCCCAGUGGCAGCAGAAGCACAGAACAGCCGUCGACUCUAUGCAAGCUUCCGAGAAGAGGCUGAUAUCCACUAUCACCGACCUGGAAAGCACCUUGGCCAGUGUCGAGAUGAUGCGUAAACAAGCUGAGGAGAAGGCUCGGGAGUCCGAAUCUAUCUCGGCUAAUGCGGCAGAUGAGAAAACUGACCAUGUCCAAAUUAUCAACACUUUGAUCAAAGAGAUUGACGGGCAAAAGGCAACCAUUGAUUUACACGUGGAUAGAAUUGCGAGACUCGAGGAACUACAAGCAACAGCUCGUGAGCAGGUUGACACGGCAGCACGCUUCAGAAGCGACAACGAAAAGGAACUUGACUCGCAUCGUCAACAUAUUUCGAUGCUCGAGCGGCAGGUCGAAGAGCAUCAGUCCACUGUUGAGUUUCACAAGCAUGGUCUGAAAUCUUUGCAUGACUCACAUUCACGCGAAUUGGAUGGUUUGCGCUCAAACAUCGGGGAGCAUGCCGCAGUAAAAGCAGAGUUGGACCGUAAUUUCCAAGAAAUGCAGGGUGUAUAUACGGCCCAAGUUACCCGGCUCGAGACAGAAGUUAUCGACUUGAGGACUCAGCUAGAAAAGGCUAAUAGCAACCUUGCAGACGAGCUUCGGCUGUCAAAAGCAAAGUGUGAUGAGAUGGACCGACAGCGCAAUCAGCUUCAGAAAGAGGUCCAGACUCUCAAAUCUGAGAUCGCAGCAGCCGGGAAGUCGAACGAAACCAACAUCGCCGAGCUGGAAACGUUCAAAUCCAAGAACGAGAGAUUGGAAAUCAUCAACGAUGAAUUAGAAGAGCAGAUCAAAAACGCCUUCGACCAACAGCAAGCCAGUACCAGUAGGCUGUCUAUGUUGACCAACAACCAACCUCAGAUCAGCAUUCUCGAGAAGCAAUUGGAAGCCUCCCAGAUCCAAGUCGAGCAGCUACAGACACAAAUGCGGGAACUCCACCAGCAAACGCUCGAACGCUCCCUCUCAAACUCCAACAUCCGCAAGAGUGGCUCCGUCGCCACCCUUCCGUCACCCCCACCGGCCAUCCCGCUUCCCCCACUACCCAACUCCGUCACUUCCCCCACAUCCGCCACCUUCUCCCACCACUCGCCCAGCACUCAGACAGCCGACCUAAUCUCCCAACACAAUGUCCACCUGGAAGAAAAAGACGCCCAUAUCAAACAAAUGGAAAAGCAUCUCUUUGCGGAAAAACAACUCACGGCCACCCUCGAAGAAGCCCUUGUCGAUCUCGAGUUCCAAACGAAUAAGAGCAAGCUUGAUAUGGAAGCUUGGAAGAAGAAGACGUGGGCGUUGGAGGAUGAGAACAAAGACCUGAAGAAGGAGAGGAGUGGGGCGCGCUAUAGCGUCCAGGCGGUGGAGGAGGAGAGGGACAAGAGGAAGGAGGCGGAGAGGGCGAGGGAGAAGUUGGAGGAGAGAAUGAGGGCCGUGGAGGGAAAGAGGAAGAAGAAGGGAGGGGGGUUCAAUUGCUUCUAG
Messenger RNA from Letharia lupina, 6393 nucleotides. RefSeq lists its product as uncharacterized. NCBI's taxonomy places the organism in Eukaryota, Fungi, Ascomycota, Lecanoromycetes, Lecanorales, Parmeliaceae. The record is from RefSeq and is a predicted model, not a curated record. Bases 1 to 6393 code for a protein of 2130 amino acids. Gene Ontology annotation, molecular function: microtubule motor activity; microtubule binding; ATP binding. Gene Ontology annotation, biological process: mitotic spindle organization; microtubule-based movement. The transcript has 11 exons.